CAAAACAAAAUAAAAAUCGCUCCGGCGUUUUGAUUUUGAUUGUUUCGGGCGUCUCAAACUGCAUUCUCUCAUGAUUGGUCGACUAGCGUUUGGUGGACAUCGUUAUCGAAAAGUGCAACUGUGUUGUGCACCGCUGAUAAACAAAAUAAACAAUAGCAAAACUAAAAUGCAAACUGUGCUUCGUUUCUUGCAGCCCCUCUGGAGUUUAAUCGAAGCUAACAGUGAAAGCAGGAUGUUCUCAUCGAGUUCGGGAAAAGCAAGAACCUAUCCAACUACUUUGGAAGGAUUCGGCUAUGGCUUCAAUACAGAUGGCAAGCUCAGACAAAUCGAUAAGGAAACAGGAAAAUUGACCGAUAAAGGGUUCGAUUUCAAUAUUUACACUUCUGCACAGGAGAAUCAAGCUCACUAUGAAGCCCUGGGUGAGACAAUCACGGAUGCUGUGUAUCAGAAGCUGGAGAAAGAUGUAGGAUUGAAGAAACUGUUUCUUCCCAAUGAUGUUCCACACGAAGAAGCGACAUUCAUUUUCAGUACGACAGAGAAUCUCGUAAAACCUAAAAAGUUGUUGGUAUUGAUCCAUGGAAGUGGAGUUGUUCGAGCAGGGCAAUGGGCUAGGAGCCUUAUCAUCAACCAUAGCCUGGAAUCUGGGACACAAAUUCCAUACGUCGACAAAGGUCGCGAGCUGGGUUACGAAGUGCUGCUGACCAACACCAAUGAUAAUUAUCGGAAGGCAUCCGAUGGUGCUAGCAAGGGAAUCAAAGGUAGCAGAAAUCCCACGGAACAUGCCGUGUCAGUAUUCGAGAAGUACAUCAUACCUAGCGAGCCAGAAGCUGUUGCCAUCGUAGCGCAUAGUUAUGGUGGCGUUGUUACAGUCGAAUUAGCACAAAAAUUUCCACAGUUUUUCAAGGAAAAAGUGUUCGCUGUUGGAUUCACUGAUAGCGUUCACUCGUCCUCGUUAGUUCCCGAAGUGUUAAUUACGAUUGGCCGCAACUGGGUAACCUCGAAGGAGCCACUCGACACAACGCUAACCAUUUCUAAGCGCGACCUACCGCGAUACUCAGCAGGUCACAUCAAGCACGAGAUGACAUCUUACACCUGCAUGGAUGCGUUAUUCAAAUUCUUCGAGCAACGUUACGAACAGUUUAAGGGUGCCUCCGAUUCUUCCGGACCAGAUACAAAGAAGGCAAAAAAUGAACUUUAACUGUGCCAGCCGCUGCACCUGAAGAUCUUUUGUAUUCCCGGAACGGAACAGGGGGGGAAGAAAUCAUGAUGUUGUAAACUUUUCGUGUCUGCCGCAAAUAAAAUUAAGUCCAAGAAAGUA
Armigeres subalbatus is the source of this 1318-nucleotide messenger RNA. Its product is annotated as FAM172 family protein homolog CG10038-like. The transcript is spliced from 6 exons. Gene Ontology annotation, biological process: regulatory ncRNA-mediated heterochromatin formation. Gene Ontology annotation, cellular component: nucleus. The record is from RefSeq and is a predicted model, not a curated record. Lineage: Eukaryota; Metazoa; Arthropoda; Insecta; Diptera; Culicidae. Bases 71 to 1198 code for a protein of 375 amino acids. Gene Ontology annotation, molecular function: siRNA binding.